Messenger RNA from Stylophora pistillata, 3624 nucleotides. Its product is annotated as hemicentin-1. Lineage: Eukaryota; Metazoa; Cnidaria; Anthozoa; Scleractinia; Pocilloporidae. The record is from RefSeq and is a predicted model, not a curated record.
UUCAUGUAGGUUGAAGAGACUGGCAAUAUUUCCCACGCCAUGUUCUUGAUGGGGAUGUGGAGUAACUUUAUCAAAAUCGUCUUCCUAUCCAAAGUUUUUGUUCCCAGUGCAGUGUCCCAGCCUGGUUUCACAAGAGAGCCUUCUUCUCCAUCCAAUGUUUUGGAGGGUAAUGGGUUAUUUCUGCAGUGGAACUACACUCUCGGUGGAGCGUUUCGAGAAGCUGAGUUUAUGCUGAUAAGAUCAAUUGCAAUAAGUGUCACAGAACGCAGUGCAUCAGACGCACAAGCUUUUAUAUUUCCAGAUUACCAAGGAAGGGUGGAAGCAAAUAUAACAGCGACACAGACAAACAUUACGUUGCCUUUGCUAACCAGAGCAGAUGCUGGAAGUUAUGCAUUUCAAGUAGCCCGCGAACCAGACCGAAGGACGUUUACUAGCUCAGUGACAAUUACAGUGCAGUAUCCACCAGAAUUAACUAGUGUCAGUGAUGAUGUAGUUGUUAGUGACAGUGACCCCAGUAUUACUUUCGAGUGUACCGCAGAUGGGGAACCAACACCAAACAUCACCUGGACCAGAGUAUAUGCUAACGGAAGUGACAGUGAUAUACUGGCAACUGGGAAUCAGUUUGUCCUCGAAAACAAUAGAAAUAAUAGCGGAACAUAUCGCUGUCAAGCAUCUAAUGGAAUAGGAACUGCACCAAAUCGCACAGUGGAAUUCGAUUUUUGUCGACCUUCGUCCAUACAGGAAAUACAACCUCAUAAUGUAACUGAAGGUAGCAAUGUGACUCUGCUGUGUAAUGUAUCUGGAAUCCCUUCACCAACGGUGUCUUGGAUGAGUCCUGACGGUCAGCGUCUGAUUGGAUACAUGUUGGAGGUUACAAAAAUUAACAGGAGUGAAGCUGGUGAAUACAAAUGUGAAGCCAGUAAUAAGUGUGGCAAUGCAACAGAGACAGCAAGCAUUGAUGUGCAAUACAAACCAGAAAAUGUCCAGUUAAUGGCUUCUGCCAUGAAUAGCAAAGCUUGUAAGGGAAAAUUCAUCAGAUUUAACUGCUCAGCUGAUGCUAAUCCAGCGGUAACGUCGUACCAGCUGUUCGAGAACGAAAGUGCCAUUUUAGACACAAGCCCUUCAGGAAUGUGGAAUAGGACUUUGGAAUAUGAAGGGGUGUUUGUCUACAAAUGUGUGGCAAACAACACUCUCGGAUCAAGAUACAGCACAAGUGUUACUGUCACUGUGAACGUACCUUCUUCAAUAACUCAAGUAACACAGCAUCAGAAUGUAACCGAAGGUAAUAAUGUGACUCUGUCUUGUAAUAUAUCCGGAAUUCCUCCACCAAUGGUGUCUUGGAUGAGUCCCGAUGGGCAGCAUCAUUAUGGAUACAAGUUGGAGGUAAAAGGCAUAAACAGGAGUCAAGCAGGUGAAUACAAAUGUAAAACCAGUAAUGAGUGUGGCAAUGCAACAAAGGAAGCAAGCAUCGGUGUGCUGUAUAAACCAGAGAAUACGCAGUUGACAACAUCUGCUACGGAUAUCAAAGCAUGCAAGGAUGACACCAUUAGCUUCAACUGCUCAGCUGAUGCUAAUCCAUCGGUGACGUCAUACCAGCUGUUCGAAAACGACUCUGCUAUCUUAGACGCAAACCCUUCAGGAUUUUGGAAUAGGAACUUGUCAACGAGCGGAGUGUUCAUUUACAAAUGUAUGGCCAACAACUCUUUAGGAUCAGACGUCAGUUCAUCUGUAAUUGUCACAGUAAAUGUGCCUUCAUCUAUUGAAACACUACACGAUCAGAAUGUAACUGAAGGUGGCAAUGUGACUCUGACGUGUAUUGCAGCUGGAAUGCCUCCACCAAUGGUGUCUUGGAUUAAGUCUGAUGGUCAGAGUAUUGCUGGGAAUGUGUUGGAGCUGAUGAAUAUCAGUAGGGUUGAAGCUGGAGAAUACAAGUGUGAAGCCAUUAAUGAGUGUGGCAAUGAGACAAAGACAGCAAGCAUUGAUGUGCAGUUCAAACCAGAGAAUGUGCAAUUGUCAACCUCCAUCAUCAAUAGCAAAGCAUGUCUAAAUGAUGUUAUCAGCUUCAACUGUUCAGCUAGUGCUAAUCCAUCUGUGACUUCCUAUCAGCUGUUUGAGAAUGGGACUGCUAUCUUAGACACGAGCUCACUAGGAAUUUGGACCAAGAUUUUGGAAGAUAGCGGAGUGUUUGUCUACACAUGUGUGGCUAAUAACACUUUGGGAACAGCAUCUCAUACAACUUUUGCUGUUACUGUGAAUGUGCCGUCAUCUAUACAAGCAAGAGAUAAUAAGACAGUCACUGAAGGUGACAGUGUGACUCUUCUGUGUAACGUAUCUGGAAUACCUUCACCAAUGGUUUCUUGGAGGACACUUAAUGGCCAGCUUCUUAGUGUGCACAUGCCAAAUGGCCAGCGUCUUAAUGAGUACAUGUUGGUAAUUUUAAACAUUAGCAGGAGUGAAGGUCGUAAAUACAUAUGUGAAGCCACCAAUGAAUGCGGCAACUCGACAGAGGCAGCUAACAUUGAUGUGCAGUUACCUCCUUCAAUAACUCAGGUAACACCACAUCUGAAUGUAACUGAAGGUAACAAUGUGACUCUGUCAUGUAUUGUAUCUGGAAUUCCUUUACCAGUGGUAUCUUGGGUGAGUCCCAAUGGACAGCAUCUUAGUGGAUGUAUGUUGGAGGUAACCAACAUUAACAGGAGUCAAGCUGGGGCAUACAAAUGUGAGGCCCGUAACGAAUGUGGCAAUGCAACAAAGACAAAGAACAUUGAUGUGAAUUAUAAACCAGGGAAUGUGCGGUUGGCAACGUCUACCACGGAUAACAAGGCAUGCAAGGAUGACAUCAUUAGCUUUAACUGCUCAGCUGAUGCUAAUCCAUCGGUGACGUCAUACCAGCUGUUUGAGAAUGACACUGCUAUCUUAGACGCAAGCCCUUUAGGGUUGUGGUAUAACCGCGUGCUAACCGGUAGACUGUUUAUGUACAAAUGUGUGGCCAACAACUCUUUAGGAUCAGACGUCAGUUCAUCUGUUCAUGUUGCAGUUAAUGUGCCUUCAUAUAUUGAAACAAUACACGAUCAGAAUGUAACUGAGGGUGAUAAUGUGACUUUGACAUGUAAUGCAUCUGGAAUACCUCCACCAAUGGUAUCUUGGAUUAAGCCUGAUCGUCAGAGCGUUGCUGGAAAUAUGUUGGAACUGGUGAAUACUAACAGAAAUGAAGCCGGCGAAUACAGAUGUGAAGCCAGCAAUGAAUGUGGCAAUGCAACAAAGAUGGCAAUCAUUGAUGUUUACUUCGCUGCUUCAGUAGUGGCCAUGGGUAAUCGCACUGCCCAAAAGGGUAGAACAAUUCAACUUUAUUGUAAUGUGACUGGAACGCUACCACAUACUAUCUUAUGGACCCAUGUAGAAUCAGGCCGCACGUGGGACAAGAAAACAUGGAUUAUUGAAGGUAUCCAAGUAGGGAGACUUGGAGAAUACAGGUGUAAUGCCAGCAACAAAUAUGGAGGAGAUGUCAAAAGUACCUUUAUCUUUCAUGAAGGUGGUCUUUGUGAGAAACCAUGCACUGCAGGGCAAUCUUGUCGAGAGUUUGGAACAUACAUCUGUGUCUGUCCACUAGGAAAGACAGGAACA